AUGGCACCAUUAAAUAAAGCACGUGAACUAGCUAAACGAGAAGCAGCAGAGAAAAGAAAACAGUUUUUAAAAGUGGACAAGGAGAACAUAAACGGGUUAUCAUCAGUAAUGUUGGUGAAAAUCCAAACACCGAAGAUCAACGAAAUAAACAAACAGGAGACUAUUCCUAGUAUUAUGACCAUAAAUAAGGCAAGGAGCAUCAAUGAACAAGAACAGUGGAAUCAACCAUUUGACUGGAGAUUUGUAACAGAGAACACAUUGUACAAAUAUAUUCCAUUUGAAAAAAAUAUCAAUAUAUCACAAGCAAUGGACUACGUGACGGAUAAACUUAAACAACACGAACCACCAACAAAAACAAUUAAGGCAGUAGACAAGGACACGCCAAUUUGGUAUAUGUCCAGAAAUGCGAUUCGUCGCGCACUUUACAAGGCGUCCAUACAAAGACAGACUGUGUUGAAUCCUGAAUUAGUUCAACCAACAACAUCUUCUGUGCCAAAAAUAAAGACACCUCCACAUACAAGACGGAGAAAUUCCACUAAAACUCAACAGCCAAUAUCGCCUCCAAUAUUUGAGGGUCCAGCAAUAUCCAAUGUGACAGCGAGAUUGGGCGAGAGCACGUUUCUAUACUGCACAGUCCAAAACUUGAAACAGAGACCGGCUCUACUUCUGGCGCGUUCAGCACGUGAUGGUGUACUUCGGUCUAUUCGUAAUCUCGACAGUUUAGCGAAUGAGGCUAAAACAGAUGUUGACAAGCAGCAUGUAUUCUUGGCUCGCGUAAUCUCACUUGAAAAAUACAUUUCUCAGUUCGAAAAGUAUCAACAAGAAAUCCUCGCGUCUUUAGUCGAUUUGAAUUUAGUACGAGAGUUUGAACAGGUUGACGCACUUGUUGCGGAUGCUAUGGAAGAAAUGUGUGGAACGAUUAGGUCAACGAUGGAACAGUUGCAACCAAAACGUACACCGAAUGAUGAAUUUCGUUCACUAAAUAGUGGUGGGGUUCCUCAAGCUUAUCAUACAGUUAGUUUACCUAAAAUAGAAUUACCAAAAUUUGACGGCAACGUAAUUGAAUGGUGUACAUUUCGUGAUAUGUUUCAGUCGCUUAUACAUAAUAACAAGGCGAUUUCAGAUAUUGAACGUUAUCACUAUUUAAUAUCCUGCUUAUCAGGUCCAGCACUCACUAUCGUCAAAGCUGUCCCGUUGAGUGCGGACAACUAUUCAAUUGCUUGGAAUGAGUUAACAAAAUGUUAUGAAAACCGCCGGUUAUUGGCAACUGCACACGUAGAUAAGUUAUUUGCUUUUGCCCCUCUCAAAAAAGAAUCUGUGUCGUCGCUGUUGUCCUUUGUACACACUUUUCGUGAAAAUGUUUCGGCCAUUAAUGCACUCGGAAUCGAAAAUAUAUCCAGUUUCUUACUUUUUUAUAUUGGAGUUCGCGUUAUAGAUACUGAAACACGUCGUUUAUUUGAAGCUAGUAUACCACAGUCUGAGAUACCAAGUUUAGACGACUUAUUAAAUUUCAUUUCUCAAAGAUGUAAAAUAUUAGAAAACAUCGGUAAAAGUGCUGAGAAGGUAGAGUUGGUGUCAAAACCUAAUUUAAAAAAAGGUAAGGGUGCUCCGUCAGUCAAGUCUUCUUUAACUUCAACUACUAACAGCUCAAGGCCGUCACAGAAGACCUCAAAAUGCUUAUAUUGUCAACAUGAACACCACCUUUAUCGGUGUUUCUUGUUUAAGAAGAUUUCGACAGAUUUGCGGCGGAAGUUCGCCAGUGACAACUGUUUGUGUUUUUGUUGUCUGAAGACUGGUCAUUCAGCAAACGCAUGUUCGUCAACAUUCAGAUGCAAAACAUGUCAGAGUAAACAUCAUACACUGUUACAUUUAGAUUGCGAUAAUUUAUCGGUAAAGGAAAUAAAUCAAGAACGCGGUGACAAAUCACAACCGAACAAUGUUGACUCGGAACCUUCUGCCAGCCUAUCAAAAUUUGCCGGCACUACAUGUACAGACAAAACCGUAGUGUUAGGAACAGCGAUUGUGCGCAUAUUUGAUAACACAGGAGAAUUACAAACUGUUCGUGUUUUAUUAGAUGGAGGUUCUCAAGUUUCAGUAAUGACUUCCGAAUGUGUCAACCGUCUCGGGUUGCAGAGGCAUAAAACUUGCACGAACGUAUCUGGAUUAUCUCAACAACCAGUAACGAAGAUCAAGGGUAGUACACAUUGCAGAUUUGUUCCCUUAACAGCUAAAGAGCCACAAUUUGUUGCUUCAGACAUUAUUGUGCUUUCACAAAUUACCAGACACAUGCCAAGUGAGAAAUUACCUGCAUCGGUCCGCGAACGAUAUCGUCAUCUGAUAUUGGCGGAUCCUGCUUUCGACGUUCCUGGACCAAUCGACAUGUUAAUUGGAAAUGAUUUAUACCCACUGGUCUUACCGACAAAGACAGAUGUUAUUCACAGUCCAGGAUUGCCGUCAGCUAUGAGUACAACGCUUGGAUGGGUAAUAGGUGGUGCUUUAAACAAGUCAACAAUGUCACCAGUUGUCUCACUCUCCAUUACUGAGUCUCCGUCCAUUGAAGGACUUCUACAACAGUUUUGGAAGGUAGAACAACCACCAAUUCCAGAUUUACCGACGACGGAAGAUGAAUUAGUCGAAGAAUGGUUCCGAAAAACAGUCAACCGAGAUUCCACAGGAAGAUUUUGUGUUGCCCUUCCAUUCCGCUCACGAAUCAUGGAUAACCUCGCCAAUCGUACACCUAUUGUACUUGGUCCAUCACGAACAAUGGCUUUAAAUCGACUCUAUAAUUUAGAACGCCGUUUAACAAAGGACCCUGAUUUAUAUUCCGCUUACCGAAAGUUCAUGAAUGAUUAUUUGUCUCUUGGUCAUAUGCGACCUGCAAUCAAUCCAGGGAAGUAUUUCAUUCCACACCACCCAGUUGUUAAACGAAGUAACGACAACAUAAAAAUACGAGUAGUUUUUGAUGCAUCAGCAAGAUCGUCAACCGGUUAUUCACUCAAUGAUUGUUUGGCAACUGGUCCCAAGUUACAACUGGAUAUUAGCGACGUCUUAUUACGCAGCCGAUUUCACAAGUAUUUGUUUAUUGCUGACAUCGAGAAAAUGUACAGGCAAAUAAAUAUCUGCGAGGAGGAUUGUGCAUAUCAGCACAUACUUUGGCGAAACUCACCAGAUGAAGAAGUCCAGGAGUUUCAGUUGUGUACUGUCACUUAUGGUAUGAGCUCAGCCCCAUUUUUGGCCAUGCGAUGUUUGCAUCAGUUAAAUGAAGAAGACGGACCUUCCUAUCCACUUGCAUUUAAUAUAUUAACAACAUCUACCUACGUUGACGAUAUUGUCGCAGGGGCAAAUACGGUAGAAGAUGUUCUCCAAUUAAAACAGGAAAUUGUGGCAUUACUUCGUCGAGGGAAUUUCAACUUAAAAAAGUGGGCCAGCAACUGCACAGAAGUUUUGGAAAACAUCGACGUCGAAGACCGUGCACUUGAUUCAAUUAUUGAAGCCAAAGACGUGCAUUCCGUCAAGGUGUUAGGCUUACACUGGGAUACAAAUGUGGAUGCCUUUGGUUAUCAUACAAGUCCUGAAAACCCUGUCGUUACAAAACGGUCAAUAUUAUCCACAAUUGCGCGAUUGUAUGAUCCCAUUGGGGUACUCGGACCAACGAUAUUUUGGGCUAAGUGUGUCCUACAAGAGCUUUGGAUACAAAAGCUUAAUUGGGAUGAGCCACCCUCAAUCUCUGUAAUUGAUAAAUGGAAAAUGUUUAUUAAUGAUUUACCAUUAUUGUCAGAUUUGUCGCUACCUCGUCAUAUUGACGUACGUCAAGUGAAAAGCGUGCAGCUAUUAGGUUUCGCCGAUGCCUCCCAAAAAGGGUAUGCAGCUGUGGUAUAUAUAAGAAUCGUGGAUGCACAAGAGGUUGUCAGGAUUCAUUUCAUUACAUGUAAGAGCAAGGUUGCCCCCCUUAAAUCAUCGGACGCAGACAUUACCUUAACUAUACCACGGUUAGAGCUAUGUGCUGCUUUACUUCUCUCACAACUCCUAUCGCACCAAUUAGAGGUACUUCAGCACGUUGUUAACAUCGAACGGGUACGUGCCUGGACGGAUUCCACCAUCGUUUUGGCAUGGCUAACCACAGAACAAAAGAAACUGAAGAUAUUUGUCACAAACAGAGUUGCGAAAAUUCGAUCUCUGAUUCCAAUGUGUGAGUGGGCCCAUGUGACAUCUGGGGACAACCCUGCAGACCCGGCGUCCCGAGGAACACUUCCCAAGGAGUUGGUUUCACAAUCACUACACAUACAUGGACCCUAUUUUCUACAUCUUCCUGAACACCAAUGGCCUGUGAUUUCUUUAUCCAAGUUAAAGUUACCAGCCACGGAUCAAUUGCCUGAGGUUAAAAAAUUCUCGGAAUGCACUUUGCAUGUUCAUCAAGUUGAAAAUCCCGAAGAUAUGUUAAAGCGAUUUUCUUCACUAACAAGGAUGCAACGUGUUUUAUCUCAUUGCUAUCGCUUCAUACAAAAAGCUCGCCGGAAAUUUACCACUGAUGGCCCUAUUAGUUGUCACGAAGCAGAAAACAUUUUGAACAAAUGUGUCAAAUUUACACAAAAUUCACAUUGGCCACAAUUAUCAAAACAAUUAAUGAAUCCUCAGGCAACCAUCACACCAAGUAGUUUAGCUCAACUGGCUCCAUUUUUAGAUCCAAACGGGAUAAUUCGAGUUGGCGGUCGUUUGAAGUUUUCCACGCUUGAUGAAAGUGCUGGAUGCUUAGUACUUUUACCGAAAAAUUCGGUGUUGACCAGAUUGAUUAUUUUGCAUUAUCACCAGUGUUUACUGCAUGGAGGAAUGAGAUUGGUAAUGUCUAUGAUUCAUCGGAAAUUUUGGAUCAUUUCUUGUCGAUCUGCUAUAAAGGAGGUCAUCCAUUCUUGUGUUACAUGUAUUCGGUAUCGUGCUGCCUGUCCUAAACCAUACAUGGCUAAUUUACCAUCUAUUCGGGUACAACCUGAUUAUCCUUUUACAAACGUCGGCAUGGAUUAUGGUGGACCUUUUGUUGUAAAAGAAGCACGAAGGCGGAAUUCUAGAACGCAAAAGGCAUAUAUCGCAAUAUUUGUAUGUAUGUCAGUUAAGGCUAUACACGUGGAGGUUGUUACUGACUUGUCAACAGAAACUUUUUUAGCAGCUUUUGACCGUUUCAUCGCGCGUCGUGGUGUACCAACAGAAAUCCGGUCAGAUUGUGGAACCAAUUAUGUCGGUGCUGCCCGAGAAUUUAAAAAUCUAUUUAAGGAUUCGGCAACAAGAGACGCAGUUCAAGCAAAGGCUCUCUGCCAAUGGAAAUUCAAUCCUCCUGCAGCACCCCAUUUUGGUGGAAUAUGGGAAGCCGCCAUAAAAAGUGUCAAGACUCACCUCAAAAAGGUUAUAGGCUCUCAAGUAUUCACUGUUGAAGAAUUCACCACUCUUGCAAUCCGCAUUGAAGGGAUUCUAAAUUCUCGGCCACUAACUCCGAUAUCGGGAGAUCCGAAUGAUUUAAAUGCUCUAACACCCGGUCAUUUUUUGAUCGGUCGCCCUAUCAGUGCCAUCCCUGAACGAGAAUUAACCAUGACUCCAAUGAAUCGAUUAAAUAGGUGGCAAUUGAUCAAGCAAGCUCAACAGUCAUUUUGGAAAAGAUGGAGUCAAGAAUAUCUACAGACACUCCAAACCAGACAAAAAUGGACUUCCCCGAGUCCCUCCCUCGCUGUCGGAGAUCUUGUAGUGAUAAACUCUCCAAACCGUCCAUCUAUGUCAUGGCAACUGGGGCGAAUCCUGCAGACACACCCGGGUGCCGACGAUGUAGUCCGUGUGGUGACAGUCCGAACAGGUGACGGUAUCCUCAAGAGACCCGUAGUAUCGUGGGUUCGUCGUCGAGAUUGGCAUAUACUAAGCUCCGGUGUUUUUAUGUACACAAAUGAUGACCGAUUUCAUGUAAUGCAUGCAGAUAACGCAGAUAAUUGGGAUUUACAGAUCAAAUAUGUACAAAAGAGAGAUGCUGGUUCAUAUGAAUGCCAAGUGGCAAUGGGGACGGGUAUUGCUUCGCAUUACUAUAACUUGGAUGUGAUUGUACCAACAGCAAGAAUUCUAGGAAGAGAAGAGUACCAUAUUGGAAAAGGAAGCACAAUAAAUCUCAUAUGUGUCAUAGAAAAUGGAUCCUCGUCAACAAGGAAUGUCGUUUGGGUUCAUAAUGGAAUUCCUAUAUAUAAUAUUAAAAAUAACAAGAAAGAUGAUCCUAGUCCAAUUAUGGUAACUACUGAAGUCAUACAACCUGACAAUACCAUUCAGAGUAGGUUAUUUAUUCGAGGGGCAUCUCCAUCAGCUUUGGGAAAUUACACAUGCACAGCGCCAUACACUGAACCCGACACGGUUAAUGUUUACGUGAGCGAAGGUUAA
Molecule: messenger RNA, 6402 nt
Organism: Aphis gossypii (cotton aphid)
Lineage: Eukaryota; Metazoa; Arthropoda; Insecta; Hemiptera; Aphididae
Exons: 7
Coding region: 1-6402 (2133 amino acids)
Biological process (GO): DNA integration
Molecular function (GO): nucleic acid binding
Source: RefSeq, a predicted model, not a curated record